ACAGCAAUAAUUAACCUGUAGAGCGGUACUCAUAGUGAAAUUGCAAUGAAUAAAAUUCAUUAUGGAUUUAUAUUUACUUUUCUUAUUGGUGUUACGAGUAACGGUAUAUUUGAUUUCGGUGAUGUGAAAAAUAAAUUGUUACAAUGGAAAACUCACAAAUUAUCACAAUUGUGUCCAACAAAUGGACCACAACUGCAGAAUUUAUUAAAUUUGGUUUGUAGUACAGCGCAACCCACUAAUGUUACUCUAAGAGACGGAUGUAUAACAUGUUUUUCAAGAGUCACAUCUAUGCCUGAGGGACCACAAGAGCUUAGUGCAUUAAGUGCAUGUGCUGUACAAUAUUUCACGAACACAUCUUAUGCGAGCUGUGCUACGGCGUUAAUGGCAUUGUCAACAUCUGCUCUUAAUGUUCAACCAUCGGGAUGCUACAUGGGAUAUUGCGAUUUUGUACGGUGCUUACGAAGAGUUAAUUCUAUUAACUUGGUAACGCAAUGCACCCGUGAAGCGAGGACUGGCGUAAAUAUAACUUUAGAUAGCGAUAAUGUUCGAUUUUAUACUAAUGUAACGUCGUGUAUUCUUGCAAAAACACGUUGUGGACCUUUUAAUCCUAUAACCGGAGAACCUCAAACUCCCGGAUACACUGCAUCAGGAGCAAGAGUUAGUAAUGCCCUUCAGUUUUCAAGUACAGGUGAACUUAGGGUAUUAGCCUUUUCAACGUCUACACCUGUAAAGUCAUCAUUUUGUUCAACGACAUCGAACUUAACACAAACUAAUUGGUUAACUAACGUUUGUUAA
Papilio machaon (common yellow swallowtail) is the source of this 795-nucleotide messenger RNA. RefSeq lists its product as uncharacterized. The transcript is spliced from 6 exons. NCBI's taxonomy places the organism in Eukaryota, Metazoa, Arthropoda, Insecta, Lepidoptera, Papilionidae. The coding region runs from base 46 to 795 and encodes 249 amino acids. The record is from RefSeq and is a predicted model, not a curated record.